This is a messenger RNA of Metarhizium robertsii ARSEF 23, 915 nucleotides long. RefSeq names its product Methyltransferase type 11. The record is from RefSeq and is a predicted model, not a curated record. Gene Ontology annotation, biological process: ergosterol biosynthetic process. Lineage: Eukaryota; Fungi; Ascomycota; Sordariomycetes; Hypocreales; Clavicipitaceae. Gene Ontology annotation, molecular function: sterol 24-C-methyltransferase activity. Bases 1 to 915 code for a protein of 304 amino acids. The transcript has a single exon. Gene Ontology annotation, cellular component: endoplasmic reticulum.
AUGUCUUCAAAGACACCGGCAGCCGAGUCAGAACCAGUGAUAAACGACAAUCCCGCCCUUCAGAGUCUCUACAAGUCGUUCGAGUCACGAAUCGGCUACUGGCUCCUCUUAGGCAACACCCGCCACUUUGGAUACUGGGAAAAGGACACGCACUGGGUAUUUCCGCUCAACGGCCCCUUGCGACGGAUGGAAGAGAAGAUGCACAAACUCCUCGACCUGGCGCCGGGCUCGCAAGUCUUGGACGCCGGCUGCGGAGUCGGACAUGUCGCUCUCUACAUGGCAAGUCGCGGCUUGCGCGUGACUGCCAUCGACGUCCUGGACCACCACCUUGCCAAGGCGAAGCGUAACGUCGCCCGAUCCGGCGCCCUUUGUUCUCUCGUAUCCGUCCAGAAGAUGGAUUACCACCACCUCGAGACAUUACCCUCGGAGAGUCAUGACGGGGUCUACACGAUGGAAACGCUGGUCCAUGCGACGGAUCCGCUAGAGGUUCUCAAGGGCUUCUAUCGUAUCCUCCGACCUGGUGGGCAUGUCGCCAUGCAUGAAUACGACCAUGACUAUGAGUCCGACGAGGUCAUUGGGAAGACGCUGGCCAAGCUUAUGAGGGAGGUUAGUGAGUAUGGCGCCAUGCCUACGUGGCAGCGUGCCAGGCGCGGGUACUAUAAGCAGAUACUUGAGGAAGCUGGUUUUAUAGAUGUCGAGGAGCACGACUACUCGGAAAACGUCCGUCCCAUGCUGCGACUGUUUUGGCUUUUAUCGGCAAUUCCUUACUACUUCAUCGUCUUGUUUCGUCUUGAAAAGUACUUUGUGAAUGCGAUUGGUGGCGCGCGUGGAUAUUAUGCGCAAAAGUACUGGAGAUAUGUUGCUAUUAGUGCUAGGAAACCUGCAACUGGAGGCGACGGCUCGACAAAGAGCUAA